AUGGCAGCAAUGACUGCUUGUAAAUGCGUGGGUCAAAUUGGAUCCACUUCGUAUUCGUCGAUGAUUGGAGGCGUUACCAGAUUCAAAGGACUGGUGUCGCCUCUUAAUUCGACGACGUAUCCUCCCUCAGCGAUUCGAUCGUCACUCUUUUCACAAUGGAUGCAGAUUUCUCAGCUCGUUAAAUCCAACGGAAAGCGAUUGUUUCUCGUCGACACAUUAGCUUUGGUUAGGAGAUUAGAGGCUGAAGGUCUGCCUUCGAAGCAAGCUGAGGCCAUAACAGCUGCCAUAACUGAAGUUUUGAAUGACAGCUUGGAAAAUGUGUCUCUUUCGGUUGUUUCCAAGGCUGAGAUGCAGAAAAGUGAAAUGACUCAAGAAUCCAAUCUGUCCAAGCUCAAAUCAGAAGUUCGAAGCUCUCAGAGCCACCAUUUUUCUUUGCUGCAACAUGAAAAUGAGAAGCUUCGGAAUGAUAUAGAGAACAUGCGCAGUGAAUUAAGAUAUGAAAUUGACAAAGUUACUGCUGGGCAACGAUUGGAUUUGAAUCUUGAAAGAGGGGGAAUACGAGAUGAGCUUUCAAAUCAGAAUGCUGAAACAUCUAUUCUCACUAGCAAACUUGAUCGGGAAAUUCAUGCGUUAAAGGCUCAUUUGGAAGCUGCAAAAUAUGAAUUGAUAAAAUACUGCAUAGGUACACUUGUUUCCGUAUCUGCUGUUGGUCUUGCUGUAGUUCGUAUACUGAUGUAAACAUAUAAUGUCAGCAUAACCCCAAAAGGGAAAAG
Durio zibethinus is the source of this 773-nucleotide messenger RNA. Its product is annotated as protein FMP32, mitochondrial-like. Gene Ontology annotation, cellular component: mitochondrion. Lineage: Eukaryota; Viridiplantae; Streptophyta; Magnoliopsida; Malvales; Malvaceae. The record is from RefSeq and is a predicted model, not a curated record.